AUACAAGUCAUCAUACUCUCUCAAGUCUCAACUCAUUUUGCAUCUCUUUCUCUCUCUCAAUCUCAUAAAAAUCCCACAAGACACCUUUGUUCUUCUUAAUCAUCUUUUAUGGCGAAUUUGAUCCUUAAGAAAUCUCUAAUCAUACUCCUAAUCAUAUUUUCAUCACCAAUCUUGAGUUCUCAAGCUCGAAUCCUUCGUGUAGGCCGUGUUGCGACCAUGGACAAUAUGGAUAGUCAGGUUCUCCUACGUGAACUUGGGAUUGAUCUCUCCAAGUUCAAAGGUCAUAACGAGAGGCGGUUUUUAGUGGAUUCCGAAAGAGUUUCACCGGGAGGUCCUGAUCCACAACACCAUUGACUCAUCUAUACAGAUAUAUAUAUAUAUAUAUAUAUAUAUAUAUACGUUAUCGGAGAUCCAAACGCAAGUAAUUGUGACUGAUCCAUGCAAGUAAUUUAUAUAUCGCCAUUAUAUGCUUUUCUUUUCUUUUUCAUUAAUCUUACGUACAAUUUUGUUGUAUCAAGGUUUUGGUAUUCUUGUACCUCCUUAUCAUACAUCAAGCUUUUUCUCUGUGUGUUUUCUUGUGUA
Messenger RNA from Camelina sativa (false flax), 582 nucleotides. Its product is annotated as CLAVATA3/ESR (CLE)-related protein 6-like. The record is from RefSeq and is a predicted model, not a curated record. Lineage: Eukaryota; Viridiplantae; Streptophyta; Magnoliopsida; Brassicales; Brassicaceae.